This is a messenger RNA of Monomorium pharaonis (pharaoh ant), 2914 nucleotides long. It is a transcript of the gene Nup107, whose product is annotated as nuclear pore complex protein Nup107. Gene Ontology annotation, molecular function: structural constituent of nuclear pore. NCBI's taxonomy places the organism in Eukaryota, Metazoa, Arthropoda, Insecta, Hymenoptera, Formicidae. Gene Ontology annotation, biological process: protein import into nucleus; mRNA export from nucleus; regulation of DNA-templated transcription. The record is from RefSeq and is a predicted model, not a curated record. The transcript has 7 exons. The coding region runs from base 25 to 2787 and encodes 920 amino acids. Gene Ontology annotation, cellular component: nuclear pore outer ring; nuclear pore.
GACGGAUCGCACGUCGGACAGAAGAUGGAUUCGUCCACCGACAUCAAAGAGAAUCUCGAUCAGUCGAUUCGCCUGCUAAGCCAGCAGAACAGCCAGCGGCGAACGUUUUUGAGGUUAAGCGGCCAGCAACGGAGCAGCACGCCGAGGCGGAUAUCGCUGCAAGCGGCAGCCGGUCAACCGUCGCGCCGGGACGCCGACGAUAGUGGUAGGCAGGCUCAGCUCGGUGACGCGUACAGCCCGGCGGGGAUGGCUGACAAGAGCGGUCCCAGAUCGGCGACCAAGCCACUCCACAACGUGGAGCUUGACAUCUCGCUGACCCUCGCACCUCACGAAAUCCGCGACAUAAUGGCACGCUCAGACAGGAACGACAUCACCAUCAAGGAGAUGAUGGAGGACAGCACGGCUACUGGGGCGAUACUCAAGGCAAACGAGCCAUGGCGGGAAGCCAAAGCCAAGCUCUACUAUGAUUUCCUGCAGAGCGUGCAGGCGCACUUCUCAGAGGCACAGAUUUUUGACACCAUCGCAGACUUCAUACAGAACUGCACUGACACGCUGGACAUAAUGAGAGGUAUGCAAUCAAAGGUUGAGAAUAUAGAAAUAGCAGAAGAGGAGAUUUCCUUGGAAAGCGAAAGAAACACAUGGAGACUAAUUUAUUGUCUCUAUCAGAAUCGUAUAAGUAGCGCUGGUUUGUCCACUCAAAUGGACCAUGACGGGCUUGUGAACAACAAUUAUAUUUCUGAGAAGGACGUUAUAGAAAAUUUGUACAAGUCUGAGGGCUACAUCAGGGAAUAUCAAUUGAUUAUUGACUGGCUAGAAAAGAAUGCUCUGGAUCAAGCAGACAGAUAUCCCUCGAUAGAACUUUUCACUGAUAAAACAGUAGCUUGGGAAAAUACGGUCCAUCAGUUGCAUAAUAAAAGUUUAGGAAUUGCAUUUAGCUCGUCCAGACCAUUGGUAUCAUCCCUUGAUCCUGAUGCACCAAUACGGGAGGGCAAGCCGUUACAUGACUUAGAUAGAGAAGAUGAUGCUAGACUUGAAAAAAGAAUGUUUAUAGAGGUACGUUGUGGACGUCUUCAAAAAGCACAAUCAUUAGCUAUGCAUUGUGGUCAACCUUGGAGAGCCGCGUGUUUAUUAGGAUGGAUCCCUAAUCACGAUCCAAAUUACACUAAUCCACUAACAGACACUAAAAUGCCAAUUGAAGGGAAUCCUAAUAGAAGUCUUUGGAAAUUGUGUGCCUGGGAAUUAUCUCAAGAUAAACGCAUAGGUAUAUUCUAUCGUGCUAUAUAUGCAAGUCUCUGUGGCAAUGUCCAACUAUUACUACAAAUAGCAUCGUCUUGGCAAGACGCAUUGUGGGCGUACAUGAAGAGCCUUUUAGACAUCAAAGUUGAAUCGGCACUAAGAUUAAUGAUGGUGAAAAUUUAUACGAUUAUGCCAGAAGAAUAUUGGAAAAAUGAAAUCUCGUUGGAAGAUGCAUUCAAGGAGUUGCAGGCGUCGAAAAAUCCAGUGAUACGUGCCCAAUCCAACAAGCCUGAUCAUCUAAUUCAAAAAUAUAUAAUACUGGAUCAAAUUCCAAAGUUAAUGGAAGAGAUUGAAAGUAUGAUAGAUGUCGACGCCUGUGACUCGCAGUUUCUCAGAUUCCUGGCUCAUUUGAUACUGUUCUUUAGACAGAUCGGGAAAAGUACAAAGGAUAAAGUAGAAGACAAAGUACUACUGGCAUACGUUCGCGUUCUUAUCAAGAUGGGUGAUCCGACUUUAAUCGCGUUUUACACAGCUACAUUAUCUCAGGAAGAUCAAAUAACCAACUAUGCCUCUUAUUUAGAGAGCGUUAAAGAGCACGAACAACGCAAGGCAUGUUUACGCGCGGCGGAAGACGCGAACUUGAACGUAGAAGCAAUUACGAAAUUGGUGGUUGAAAAUAUACGUAAGAAAAACAUAGAGACCGAUCCGACAGACUUGAAAGGAACUGUUACUGAAGCAGAUAUAGAAAAAAUUAAUAGUCUGGAUUGGUUGAUUUUCUAUCAAAGUCAGAGAAAGGAGGCUUUACGGCAAACAAACGCACUGAUUAGAUACUUCCUUACUAAUGAAAAAAUCGACGCGGCGCGGAAAGCAUUUAACAAGAUUCCAGCAGAUUCGAUCGAAUCGGUUAUGAGUGAAUAUCCAAGUAUAGACUGUACACUUACGAAUCUUACGAUAACUAAUAAUUUAUCGAAAAAAGCGGCCGCGUCGAUAAGGGAAUAUCUCUGUUAUAAAACGUAUCUAGACGCCCAAGAAGGUUUUGCUGAAUGGUUCUCUCACUAUCAUCAUGGUAAACCUAUGCCACCAGAAGAAUUGCCGGCGUACGCCACGUUCACGGAAAAAGUUGCGUACGAUCACAGAAAGACGCAGUACAAUUUAGAAUUUGAAAGAUGGAAGUCAACAAUGCAGCAUCAUACAAAGGCUGUGAAACAGUUAUUAUUUAAUGUUUUAUUGUUUCCUGAUGGCGGUUGGCUCGUCGAUUCAAAAAGUAACAACGACGAACCUUGUACGUCCGAAGAUGAGCUUAGGGAACAUCAGCUAGAGAAACUGCGCGAACUUUGUAUCCCGAAAGUCACACUUUUGCUUCAUUCGGUUAUGUCCGAAAUGAACGAGCACGAUGGCUGCAUUCAAUUGGCUGACAUACUUUCCUCCGAGCAACAUCAAUUGUACAAAGUAUUUUCAAAGGGAAGAUUACGCGAAGUAUUCAAAAAGAUCUGUGAAUCUUCUCUUAUCUUAAUGGACCAAAAGAAAGAUCCCUGGGGAUAUCCGAAAUGAAGUUUAUAAAUAUGUAAUAUAUAUUACUGCAUAAACUUAUUUGUACAGUGUGACAUUAUUUAUAUCAAUCAAGACAUCGCUGCGCUGGCCUUUCUAGCUGUUGCAUUAAAUGUACAGACAAUCCUUA